CACCAGAAAAUGGGUAGCAAAGGUGGAAUUUUCCGUUAUGCAGAUGGAGUUGACAAAUUUCUGUUACUGUUUGGGACAUUGGGUUGCAUUGGAGGUGGAUUACAAACCCCUAUGACAAUGCUUGUUCUUGGUAGUUUGAUAAAUGAUUAUGAAGGUGGAUCUGAACAUUCCGUGCCCGACCAGGUUAUAGACAAGUACGCUCUAAGGCUGCUUGGUGUUGCAAUUGGGGUUGCUUUAUCCUCCUUUAUAGGUAAGCAUUGCUGCAAUUCUAGAUAUUUGGUUUCCAUUGUCAAUGAUAACUAG
Molecule: messenger RNA, 303 nt
Organism: Vigna angularis (adzuki bean)
Lineage: Eukaryota; Viridiplantae; Streptophyta; Magnoliopsida; Fabales; Fabaceae
Product: ABC transporter B family member 15-like
Exons: 2
Coding region: 10-303 (97 amino acids)
Cellular component (GO): membrane
Molecular function (GO): ATP binding
Source: RefSeq, a predicted model, not a curated record